Messenger RNA from Fusarium graminearum PH-1, 1353 nucleotides. RefSeq lists its product as uncharacterized. Bases 1 to 1353 code for a protein of 450 amino acids. Lineage: Eukaryota; Fungi; Ascomycota; Sordariomycetes; Hypocreales; Nectriaceae. The transcript is spliced from 3 exons. The record is from RefSeq and is a predicted model, not a curated record.
AUGUUGACGUCCCGUAUUCUUCCACUCGCCCUUUGGGCUGUUCGCUCCAAUGCCUUCAGUGGUGAAAUGCUACAAUUCAAUACAGGUCCAGAUAUGAUCUCGAUGGCCGACGCCGCAGCGAACAACAUACUAAUUCCAGACGUCGCGGCCAACUUCUCAGAAUGGAUCGAAGGAACCCAACAGAUGGGGUCUUUCGGCCUCAGUCCACGACAAAGACAAUGUGUCGAUCCGGGAUACUGUAAGAUCCCUGUUCAAACGGUCAACGAUGUUGCCCCCAAGGGGACACUUGCGUUCCAGGUGGCUGCUGUCGCGGUAAUGCUCAACAAUGCGGCUCAAGCAAAUGCUACUAUCCAUCCUCCCAAAUCUGCUGCAGCAGCGGUAUCGCUUGCAAGAAAGGGCAGAAUUGCGUUGACGGUGGCUGCUGUGAAAGCGGUGAAUCGAAAUGCGGUUCUUCUGGAUGCUACAAUCCCAAGACCUCAGUCUGUUGUGGAAGUUCGAGCAUACACUGCCCGAAAGGCUACGAUUGCAUGCCCGGUGGCGGAUGCUGUCCAGCUGGUCAGAAGCGUUGUGGAAACAGCAAGUGCUACGAUCCCAAGAGAGCAAACUGUUGCACUGGACCGGGCACUGUCUGGGCUUGUGAAAAGAGCAAGGAGUGUUGCUCAAAUGGAUUUUGCGCGAGCCCUUCUACAGAGAAAUGCUGUAAGAACGGGUCGUGUGAAAAGGGAACAACUUGUUGCGAAAAUGAAUGCUGUCGGUCAAAUGGCUACUGUGCAUCGGAUGGCUAUUUUCACCUGCGUCCCUAUGACAGCUACCAAUGACGUUGGCGCCACCCUUGAGCUUGACGAUGGUUGUGUCCUUCAUUACGAGCCACCUGGAGCCACGACUACAGAGAACAAUGCCGCUCGUCUUCGACGUGAGGCCCCAACAGCGCCUGUUAUCGGCCAUGCUGGUGGACUCUUGGCUCGCCAAGCAUCUUGCACGCCUUCCACAACUCUGACACGAACUAUAUGGGAAACCGAAACAGUUACAGAGACGGGUACACGGACGGUUAUAGUCCAAGGUGACGAAGCAACCUUUUCUUGUCCUGAGAUGGAGGUCACGAACGAUGUUGGAGAUACACUUGCUUUAGAUGGAGAGUGUGUUCUGUCAUUCUCUCCAGCAGAGACUACUAGUGUACAGGAAGAAGCGCCGACACAGGGCAGACCAACUGUGAAUGGCCAGGGACCCUCUGUUCCUGUCGGACCUUCAGCGACAGCUUCUGGGGAUGAUGACAGUGCUGGUUCGAUUUCCGAAAUCCGGAUAUUCUUUAUAGUAGGAUUCAUUGCAGUUUCUAUGCUGUGGACCGCGCUUUGA